ACCAUUUUACAAUUUUUGGUGCCAACGCACCCUUUUCUGAAUAUUAUUUUUUGCUAAAGUUUUGAAAUCAACCAUUUUUGAAAAUCAGUUUCAACCCCAUGUUACUCAUUUUCUCAUUAUAAAAAUUAGAGCUUUUUGAAGAAUAGUGUCAUACUCAUAUGAUGAAUGAACAAACUUUGGAAAAUACCCUUAUGGAGGUGAGGGAAAAUUUCAUGCUUUCACCUGCUGGAGACAGUGAACCAACUUUCAGAACUGCACAUUUUCUCAAACCAAUUUCAAACACCAUUGAUGAACCAUCUUUUGAGCUUAACCCAUCAUUUUCUUCUUUUGAAUUUGAACCAAAGGAAUGGCCUUUGAAAAUGCAUUGCAAUGGGUGGCGCCAACCACAAGAGAAAUGGGUUUGUUGGGUUGAUGAGCUCAAACAAAAGUAUGAAUCAGUGUGGAAAAAAGCUGGAAUAUUUGAAGCUAUAAUGAGUACUAAGUGCAAAGUACUUAGAAAUAAAAACUUGCUAUUUGGGGUUGUUGAGAAAUGGUGUUCUGAAACUAACACCUUUGUGUUUUCCUUUGGUGAAGCAACAAUCACUUUGGAGGAUGUUAUGGUUUUGGGUGGUUACCCUAUUCUUGGUGAACCUGUUUUCGCUGAAAUUAAAGACCAAGAAAUGAAAGAGGUGAAGAAGAAAUUGAUCCUUGCAAGACAAGAACCUUGGAAGACUAGAAAAAGUAAGGCUUCAACUUCAAAGUGGAUGGAUAUUUUCAUUAAUAAAGGUAGUGAAAUUGAACAUGAAGCAUUUCUUGCUGCUUGGUUGUCAAUUUUUGUUUUUCCUCAUAAAAUUAAUUUGGUGAAAAGUUCUUUGUUUCAUAUUGCUAUUCAUCUUGCUAGAGGGAAUCAAUUUGCUUUGGCACCAGCUGUUUUGGCCAGCUUAUAUAAGGAUUUAAGUUUGUUUAAGGAAACUGUUGUUGGUUUGAAAAAAAUGUUCAUUGGGAGGUGAUAGAAUUCCCAUGGA
Cicer arietinum (chickpea) is the source of this 1004-nucleotide messenger RNA. RefSeq lists its product as uncharacterized. The record is from RefSeq and is a predicted model, not a curated record. Gene Ontology annotation, biological process: meristem maintenance; meristem development. NCBI's taxonomy places the organism in Eukaryota, Viridiplantae, Streptophyta, Magnoliopsida, Fabales, Fabaceae.